AUGGAGGAAAAUUCAAACCAAUGUGCAGCAGAAUCAGCUGCAAUUCCUCUCAACAUGGAGGGAGAAUCUAAUGACGGGGAAGAAAGAGAUCCAGAAAGCAUUUCACUGAGCCAACCACUCCUCCGGAGAAACCGGACACUCUCUUCCAGUCCACUGGCUAUAGUUGGAGCAAAAGUCUCCUACAUAGAGAGCUUGGACUAUGAGAUCAACGAGAAUGAUCUCUUUAAGCAUGACUGGAGAAGCAGAUCCAAAGUCCAAGUCUUGCAGUAUAUAUUCUUGAAAUGGAUCCUCGCCUUCCUUGUUGGACUUUUAACUGGCAUAAUUGCCACCCUCAUUAACCUUGCAGUUGAGAAUAUUGCUGGCUACAAGCUUCUUGCCGCAGUUAGUUUCAUACAGAAAGAAAGGUACCUCAUGGGGUUCAUCCAUUUAGCUGGGGCCAAUCUCCUACUGACCACUUUUGCUUCCAUUCUCUGCGUGUGUUUUGCACCCACUGCGGCCGGACCUGGUAUACCUGAAAUCAAAGCUUAUCUAAACGGAGUGGACACUCCUAAUAUGUUUGGUGCUACAACAAUGAUUGUCAAGAUAAUCGGAAGCAUUGGGGCUGUCUCUGCAGGCCUAGAUCUUGGAAAAGAAGGACCUCUAGUGCACAUUGGAAGCUGCAUUGCUUCCUUACUAGGCCAAGGGGGACCUGACAAUCACCGUAUCAAAUGGCGCUGGCUCCGCUACUUCAAUAAUGACCGUGACCGCCGGGAUCUCAUUACUUGUGGUGCUGCCUCUGGGGUAUGUGCAGCUUUCCGAGCCCCUGUGGGUGGCGUACUGUUUGCUUUUGAAGAGGUGGCAACAUGGUGGAGGAGUGCCCUUCUCUGGAGAACUUUCUUCAGCACAGCCAUUGUGGUCGUGGUGCUUAGAACUUUCAUUGAAAUAUGCAGUUGCGGGGGAUGUGGGCUUUUUGGAAAAGGAGGGCUUAUCAUGUUCGAUGUAAGCACUGUUACUGUGACGUACCAUAUGAUGGAUAUCAUCCCCGUAGUUGUAAUUGGCAUUAUUGGUGGAGUUUUGGGAAGCCUGUACAACUUUUUUCUCCACAAGAUCCUCAGACUAUACAAUCUCAUAAAUCAGAAGGGUAAAGUUCACAAGCUCCUCCUCAGUCUCAGUGUAUCACUCUUUACCUCUGCAUGCUUAUAUGGUCUCCCUUUCCUCGUUGAAUGCACACCCUGUGAUUCCUCUCUUGCAGAGUCUGUCUGCCCCACCAAUGAAGGGUCUGGAAACUUCAAACAAUUCAACUGCCCAGAUGGCCACUACAAUGACCUGGCUACUCUUCUCCUUGCCACUAAUGAUGAUGCGGUUCGAAACAUCUUCUCGACUACCACAUCCACUGAAUACCAUCCUAUCUCCCUCCUAAUCUUCUUCGCACUUUAUUGCAUCUUAGGAUUGUUUACCUUUGGAAUUGCUGUGCCAACUGGACUGUUCCUCCCCAUCAUCCUUAUGGGCUCAGCUUAUGGCCGCAUGCUUGGUAUCGCCAUGAAAUCCUAUACGAGCAUUGACCAGGGGCUUUUUGCUGUUCUCGGUGCAGCUUCUCUAAUGGCAGGAUCAAUGAGGAUGACAGUUUCGCUAUGUGUCAUAUUUCUUGAGCUCACCAACAACCUCCUCUUACUACCCAUAACAAUGAUUGUCCUCCUAAUUGCCAAAACAGUAGGAGACAGCUUCAACCCAAGCAUCUAUGAGAUUAUACUGCAUUUAAAAGGUUUGCCUUUCUUGGAUGCACAUCCAGAACCAUGGAUGAGGAAUCUGACCGUAGGUGAGCUUGCUGAUGCCAAGCUGCCAGUAGUCACCCUUCGUGGAAUUGAAACGGUGGAACGUAUUGUGGAGGUCCUGAGAAAUACCACACACAAUGGUUUCCCUGUUAUAGAUGAUGGAGUGGUGCCACCAGUAGGAUUGGCCGUUGGGGCAACAGAAGUACAUGGACUAAUCCUUCGAGCUCACCUUGUUCAGGUGCUGAAGAAGAAAUGGUUCCAAAGAGAGAAAAGAAGAACAGAGGAGUGGGAAGUGAGAGAGAAAUUUACCUGGGUUGAGUUGGCUGAGAGGGAAGGAAAGAUUGAGGAGGUGGCCGUGACAAGUGAAGAAAUGGAGAUGUAUGUAGAUCUGCAUCCCCUCACUAAUACAACACCUUAUACAGUGAUGGAAAGCACGUCAGUGGCAAAAGCUAUGGUGCUUUUCAGACAACUGGGACUCCGUCAUUUGCUCAUUGUGCCAAAGUAUGUAGCAGCUGGGGUGCUUCCCGUGGUUGGGAUCUUAACCAGGCAGGAUUAA
Messenger RNA from Prunus armeniaca (apricot), 2307 nucleotides. The record is from the annotation of a GenBank genome assembly. Lineage: Eukaryota; Viridiplantae; Streptophyta; Magnoliopsida; Rosales; Rosaceae.